AUGGAGGGUGUUUUGGGUAGUGGUGGUGGAGGUGGAGGUUCAGCUGGUGGGUCUUUGAUUAUGUCAACGCUGUCUAAAGAAGACAACUUGGCCAUGUCUUCUGAGGACUCUUCUAGCCCAGAUGAGUCUGAGCUUGAGCUCUGUCUUGGGUUGAGCCUUGGUGGAGGUGGUGGUGGUUGUUUAGGGAAGGCCCAACAAGGCCCAAGGGGUCAAUAUGCUAGGAUCUUGACUGCUAAAGAUUUUCCUUCUGUGCGUUCAUCUUUGUCUUCAUCAUCAGCUUCUUCGUCCUCCUCAUCUUCUUCUUCAUUGAGCAGUGCUAAUGUCACAGCUGGGACCAAGAGAAGUGCUGAUUCUGUGGCAGCUGCUAAUGGUGCCAGCAGUCAGGUUGUGGGAUGGCCUCCAAUCAGAACUUAUAGAAUGAAUAGUUUGGUUACCCAAGCGAAAUCUUCAUCCACUGAAGUAUUUAACUCAGUAGAUGAGAAAAGUGAAUGCAAGCAUACUGCAGGGAAGGCAAACAGUGGAAAUGCCAAGGAGAAAGGGCACCUGAGGGGCUCCCUAUUUGUGAAGGUGAAUAUGGAUGGAACUCCAAUUGGGCGGAAGGUUAAUCUAAGUGCACAGAGUUGCUAUGAAGCUCUAGCACAAACAUUGGAAGAUAUGUUCGAUGGACCCUCUAUGCAUCUGAACUCAAUACGUUCAGGUGGUCAGGAGGAGCAUGGUAUAAUGGCAGGAGCAACUAGACCGUCAAAGUUGCUGGAUGGAUCAUUUGAGUUUGUGCUCACUUAUGAAGACAAAGAUGGAGACUGGAUGCUUGUUGGAGAUGUUCCUUGGGGGAUGUUUCUUGGUACUGUGAAGAGGUUAAGAAUUAUGAGGACAUCUGAGGCUAAUGGGCUUGCUCCAAGGCUACAGGAAAAGAAUGUGAGGCAAAGAUGCCAGCCGAUAUAG
This is a messenger RNA of Prunus armeniaca (apricot), 942 nucleotides long. Lineage: Eukaryota; Viridiplantae; Streptophyta; Magnoliopsida; Rosales; Rosaceae. The record is from the annotation of a GenBank genome assembly.